Messenger RNA from Soboliphyme baturini, 222 nucleotides. NCBI's taxonomy places the organism in Eukaryota, Metazoa, Nematoda, Enoplea, Dioctophymatida, Soboliphymatidae. The record is from the annotation of a GenBank genome assembly.
AUGGAAGAGCAGACAAAUCGCUCAAUCACUAAAGAGGCCGACCAACUAGUUCCCGUCCAACAGAUCAAAAGAAAGCAGGGACGGAACGCAUGGAGGAGGACGAGAGGGCAGCAGCGCAAUGUGCGCCAUACCCGUCGGCCGUACAGAGUGACUGUGAAAGAGUUGCCUCCGACCAACCGAGCGAGGAAAAUGAGGCAAAACGCGCCGGUCGCCGGCGAUUAG